CCUUUAUUUUUGUAGUGCUUGCCGGAAGUCUGUCGGUAGUGUUAUUGACUUUCAACUUGACGAGGUUUGAGUGAGGGGGCGUCUAGUUCUAAACAGGAAGAUGCGGUAGAAAAACACCUGAGGGAUGAAGUUUUUCUCCGCAGGAGAAUGUUGCUUUCCGCUCGCCGACUCUAAUUCAUCACCGGCAAUCGUUAUCCACUACUUCGGCUUGGAGUCGAAGCUUCGAGCCUCGUCUGCCCGACAGCAACGACAGCAACUGUCCAUGGAUUGACGCAGCGCAGGGAGGAUGCUACUCUAAUUGCUAUCACGCUAGGCCAACGUCCACAAACUUGUAAAAACUUCAGCGACAGCACCAGGGAGUUAGCCGUGAAGGUCGGCGCUGUCUUCAUUAGUCUACAUUGUAGCUGGUCACUGUUCGACAUGAGGGCAGCAGAGCUUCAGAGGUAGAAUGUAUCUCCCUUCAGUUUUCCACAACAACAACAACAACACAAGGCAUGCCAACAAUUAGCAUGGAAGAUCUCUGAUCUCUUCAGGAAUCCACAAUUUCUACAGAAGUGGAACAAAUGAACGGCAUGGAUCCGUCCAUCACCCUAUGGCAGUUUCUUCUCCACCUACUGGAGGACCAGCGUCAGCGUCACCUCAUCUCCUGGACCGGAGAGGACGGAGAGUUUAAACUGCUGGACGCUAAAGAGGUGGCUCGACUGUGGGGGCUGCGUAAGAACAAGAACAACAUGGACUACAAUAAAUUAAGCCGAGCACUAAGAUAUUACUAUGACAAGAACAUCAUAAAGAAAGUGAGCGGGCAGAACUUUGUUUAUAAGUUUGUGAGUCAACCUGACCCAUCCCAACUUGAGGGCAUGAGAAACGGCGACGAAGGUCAAAGGCAGGACGACACUGAGCCUUGCAGCCAAGCGAUAUAUCCCGGGGGCACGGCUUCGGCAGGUCGGGCAAAAGCCUUACCACAGCGCUCGUCCUCCAACAGCUCUCAGAAAAGUUCCAGAAAUGACUACAUGAAGUCUGGACUUUACUCCACCUUCACCAUCCAUUCACUGCAGGCCACGCCGAGCACAGCCGGUCCCCGAUGUCCCCCGACCAGAGCUGAGCCACCAGAAAUUCUUCAGGUGGCUUUAAUGUCCAAGUCCUCAUCAGUAUGUGGUGCUCUCGAUUCUUCUCUUCAGGUUAUGGUCACUCAGUCUUCUCCGUCUGUAACCCCGGUGCUCAGUCCUCAGAUUCCCACCAAAGACAGCAGCCAGUCCCAAAAUCCACCUGUCCCUGCUGCACACCUGAGUGACUCGCCACAGAUCUAUCUCACCAGUGUCGGAGAACAGUCCUCCCUUAUUCCACUGUCUUCUGUGGGAGGAGGGUCACCCAGUACCCAGCAAGAAUCCGCUGCUCAUCAAACUCACCCACCUCAUGUCUUUGUUAUCAUAAACCCUCCUCCUCGGCAGCAGCAGCAGCAACAACAGCAGCAACAACAGCAGCAGGCAGCCUUGAUCCCUGCCUCUGCUACCUCCGUGGUCUCCCGUCUUCUACCCUCUGUUCCUCCUCCUUCCCCUCCAGCACCUCCCGCCACUCCUCCUCCUCCUCCUCCUCCUGUGACUCCCUGCCCGCUUCUCUCAAUGGCCGCCUCCCGUCCCGUGGCGUCUCUUCCUCCUCCCACAGUCGAAGUUCCUCCUCGGUCUGAUUCGAGUCCUCUUCCCGCCGCAGCUCUUCCUCCUCUCUCGUCUGUAGUUUCCCCCUCGCAGUUCCCCGUGGCUCCGCUCUCCUCCAUCGUCAUAAAGGAGGAGAACCUGCUGUCAAAGGAGCUGCUGGACAUGGUUACUCUUGAUGAAAAUCAAGUCAAUAGGAGUCCUGCUGCUGCUUCUCUUCGUCCUCCUCCGUUAAGUGAGCCUCCACAAAUCUAUCUGACCAGUGUUGGAGAUCCGGCCUCCCUUACCACACUGCUCCCAGUGCCUCCCGUCAGAGGUCCGGGGAGUCCCUCCCCUCCACCUCACAUCUCUGCUGGGAUUGUAAGGUCGCAGAAGGACGUGUGCAGCACAGUCUCCUCCUCCUCCUCUUUAACAAAUGUACCAGAGUCGGCUUCUCACCCGUCUCACCAACCACAAGUCUUUCUUAUUAUCAACCACCCUUCCUCUCAACAUCAGCAACAACAACAACAGCAGCAGCAGCAGCAGGUAGCCGUGACUUCCGCCGUGACUUCUCCUCCUGCCGUGGCUCCAUCUAUUUCUGUUCGUCCUUCCAUUGUCAUUAAGGAAGAAAUGAAUUCAGAGCAGGAGCUGCUGGAGAUGGUGUCCCUCGAAGAGAAACGUGUCGACGAGGUUCCUCAGCUGAUUUGCGACGACUCUGAGCAACGCCUCACCAUUGUGGAAAACCCUGUCAGUCUGGAACAUGGGGUCAAAGGGAAGCAAGUUCUAACGUGGGAGCAAAGGAGGGACACACUGACGGAUCCAUCUGUCUCUCUGGUGACCUCCAGCUCAGCAUUGGUCACUGUUACCGCUUCAGUGACAACCUCUUCCUCGUCCUCAGCUCCUCCAAGACCAAAGAAACCACGGGGACUGGAGCUGCCCUCCUCUCCAUCUCUCCCCGCUGGUCUCUCUAUGGAUAAGGUAAAUGCUGCAGUCAACAGUCUUCUGGCUCCGGGAUCAGCUACCAACACUUUAACACCGACCGUCAUCCCCUCGCAUGCUUUGACUCCGGUCCUGUUGACUCCCAGUCCUCUGCCCUCCACCAUACACUUCUGGAGUACGCUCAGUCCCAUUGCUCCUCGAUCUCCAGCCAAACUCUCUUUCCAGUUUCCGUCUAACGCCAGUAACCACAUCCCCAUCCCAGCUUUGAGUGUGGACGGUCUGUCUACUCCUGUUGUUCUGUCUCCUGGUCCUCAAAAACCCUGAACACCAGGACUUGGACUCACCUUAUGGUUCAUCUCUCUCUGGAAGCACAGAGAUAAACUGUAACUGUGCCUGGACGUAUUCUGAUGUGAAUCCCAGUCCUCCAUCUAUAAUGAUGUUGUUGGAUGUAUCAGAGGAUUCUUCUCCAGGAUCAUUGUCUUAUUCCGGAACAUUCAGAUGGGGUUUCAGGAGGACGGCAUUUGAUUAUCCAUAAUGGACAAAAUCAGAUGAACUUUUAUCCUGAUUCUUUUUUUUUUUGGGCAUUUCUCGUUUAAUUUCUUUUGUGAAUUCCUUCAUAAUUGGAAAAAGGUCAGGAGGAUGAAGAGCAGUCAUUUUUUUAACAGAGUUUUUUUUUUUUUUUCCCCCCUCAGUCCAUGUGUUACAAUGUGACGUCUGUCGAGCUAAUACUGUACCUUUGUCGUGAUUCCCUGCGUUGCUGUCCUUGUUCACAUUCCUGACUUUUUUAUUGUCUCGUUUUUUUUUUGGUUUUUUUUUUUCAUAAAGCAGCUCUGAUAGGUGAUUAUAAUUUGUUCCUCAGUAUCUCCGAUUCGUGGCCUUUCUGAUCUGCAGCGAUCAAGUUGUGAGAGAAACAAAAAAAAAUCAUUUUGUUGUUGUUGUUGUUACCUGCAGAUGAUUGAAGAGGAUGCACAAGGUAGGUUUAGAUUUUUGUUUUAGGAACAAGAGAGGAACUAAAUUUCAAAAUACAUCAAAUGCAUAUCCAUAUCCUUUCACUGUUAGCACUUUUAUAUAAUCAACAUCUGCCAUGGUGCGGUUAGCCGCUCGAACACUGCUAGCAACACCUAAGCUACAGUAGCAUAAUUAGUAAUAAUAAUUAGUUAUUAAGCCUCACCGCAAGCACCUGUGCAACUAUAGCCAUCCUGACUAAUUAACCACUGCUGUUGUGCUCAGUUUUUGCUGCGCUGGUCACAAUUAGCAGUUAGCAUUUCCCCGCACCAUUAAACUCUCUCACAUCGCUACUACAGUAAAAAGCAGUUAGUAAAAGUUAAACGUGUCACUUUACAAGAUUGGAAGUCGUAUAAGUACAUUGUUUACAUUACAUUGUUCAGAUUUCUUCUUCAAACAACUUCUUUUUGAUAAAAUAAAAAUAUAUAUUUGCAUUUGCAAUUGAAUGUAUAUUUAGCUAUUUGGUUAGAGAGGGUUUUUUUUUUUUUUUUUUUCUGUCCUCUUUACAGCAAGGAUGUCUUUGUAAGCCCGGGUGUAUUGUUAAACGUGAACUAAAAGUCUUCACAAAAACAGUAGCAGGAGGGAGAACUGCUGGAAAAAACAAAGUUUUAUUUGUAUGAAAUCGCCAAGUGAGCAAUGAGCUUAUUACCUGUUGUCUUCGGGGCAGACUGUUAUUUGUGACGCUAGCUGUGUUUGUAAUGCUAACUCGACCUGACCUGCGCAUGAUUGUUGACUCUGAUUGUUGGAAAUGAUGCCAUUUUGUGCAGUGAUUUGUGUAAAAAAAAAAUUGACACACACACACACACACAAAACUCAAUCAUGCCAUCAUGUUUGGAUUAUUCUGUUAAAUCAAUCUGUAAAGCUGUUUCCCCCGGGGAUGAUUCCUUUUUGGGUCAGCGUGAAAGGUGGACGUGAACUGUGGCAGACACCAAAAAAAUCCACUCUCUGGUCGGGCGGUCGGUCUCAAUAUCUUGACAUAUUCUUAGACUGCUCUCCAUUGAGCCCAGGAAUGACUUGUUUUCGGUGAAAACUCUUUAUCUACUUUAAUGUUAUCUCAAUUGUAAGGCUGCACAUUAGGGUAGGAGCAAGUGACGACAACUCACAGUGAGAAUGUCACUGCCGUUCAUCCUGACCCGUGUCGUUUUGUGUAGAGUUUAUAUAGGUUUUCAUUCGGUGGCAUUGAACGCUUGAAAGCUUCAGUCACAACCAUCAUGUUGAGGGUCACAUGAGAAGCAUUUUAGACCUGGGGGGCCGUAUGUGGCCCGUUCUGCCUUUUUAAUCCGGCCCGCCAAACUUUAUAAAUUAUAUAAUUUAUUUCUAUUAUUAUCAUUAUACUUCUGCCUUUUUCCCUGCAACGCCUACGUUUCCCCAAUAGGUGGUGUAGAAACCGAUAAGAGUAUUUUAGCCUUUGUGCAUGACUUUUAAAUGUCGUUUAUCUUAGUUCAUACGAACGCUCCAUCUAUCUAUCUAUCCGCUCCUGAACCCGGCCAUUCCAUUCUAUUUUCGGACAAUUGAGGCCCCCGCGAGUCAAAGAGCUCGCCGACGCCUGUCCUACACUAACGAACAAAACAUCAUUCCAAGUUAUUCCGAUCUUUUGAUAAUAACGUCACGUCCUGUAGGUUAGAGUGCGCAGCCCUGUUUCCGCCUUGGUGCAGCUGGAAGCCAUCAUAUUGGACUGUUGCUAAAGCAUGAUUCUAUUUUUCUAUCAGUGAACUAUUUUUUUAGUCAAAAGUUCUGACGAGAGGAAAAGCCUUACGCGGAUUUACGUCGAAACAGAUGUCACCGACGUCCAAGAAAGAUAUAACUUAUGUAACUGCUCAAUCUUGUUUUAAAUCUGCAUGAUGUUUAAAAAAAAAAAAGCCAUUUAUUGCCAUUUUUCCUUUCACCAGCAGUUUUACACAUUUUUAUACACUGCAGUUGUAGUGGUGACUUUUAGGUAAAGUGGUGAUCUGUCGCCCCCUGUAGGGGGAAACUGUAAAUGAACCAGAUGUUAAAAUGUAUGUUAUGCCCUUUGUGACAACACUCAUCUUCUGGACUGUGUGCUGAAGCGCAUACCUCACUUUCACUACACCCAUCCUCCUGUUUGGAGGAAUAUGUCCCGACUUCAACGGGUCGUGUGUUCAUCCAAAGAGGGCGUGGUUUGCGUUGUUUAAUGGCUGCAGCUGAUGAAAACUGCAGGCAAUGUUUACAAGAAAUGCUAAUAUUUUUUUAUGACAUUCAAUCAGAAGAACUGACCAGUGAUGAUGUAAAAUACAUGUAGAACCGUUAGAUAAAAUGGUGUUUCAAAUUCAUUCAGGUAAUUCGGUGGUUCCCAAACUUUCACCCCCCUUUGGUUCACAAGAACAUUUUUAACACCACCCCCCAAAAAAAAAAAAAAAAAACAUGUAAAGAACCUGUGGCCUUUUCUUAGGUUACACCUGAGACCUUGACUUUCAAAAAGAUUUUGGAGUCCCUUUUUGCUCAAUCGGUUCUACGCUUAUUUGGGGCAAAAUGUCACCGCACAAAACGUGUUUCUAUACGUACAGUAGAUACUGAAAGCUUCUCUAUAUUGACCAUAAUUUCUGUCCGUUAUGUGUUAUGUACAUUUGUCAGUGGUCAUCGUCAUUGCUGCUGUCAAAUAUAGCACGGCUCCCCCCUCCCUUCUUGCCUCUAAUAGGCGGAUGAGUUUAUUGUUGGAGGGGCUGGGACCUGCUUUUAUUUUUUGAGACAGAGCUUGACGUGUCCGCGUGUAAUCCUACUGGAAGAAUUCAAACUAUUUUUAUGGUGUAAAUGUUCUCGUUUUCUACUAGCUCUCAGUGGGUACAACAAUAAAACUACGUUGUUCUGAA
Molecule: messenger RNA, 6400 nt
Organism: Cynoglossus semilaevis (tongue sole)
Lineage: Eukaryota; Metazoa; Chordata; Actinopteri; Pleuronectiformes; Cynoglossidae
Gene: elk1
Product: ETS transcription factor ELK1
Exons: 14
Coding region: 564-2891 (775 amino acids)
Biological process (GO): cell differentiation; regulation of transcription by RNA polymerase II
Cellular component (GO): nucleus
Molecular function (GO): sequence-specific DNA binding; DNA-binding transcription factor activity, RNA polymerase II-specific
Source: RefSeq, a predicted model, not a curated record